AUGGCUGCAUACAAAUUAGUUUUAGUUCGUCAUGGCGAAAGUAUAUGGAAUCAAAAAAAUUUAUUUUGUGGUUGGUAUGAUGCUGAUCUAUCAGAAAAAGGUCUUGAAGAAGCUAAAAAAGCUGGACAAUGGCUUAAAGAAAAAGGUUAUACAUUCGAUGUAGCUUUUACAUCGGUGUUAAAACGAGCAGUUAAAACACUUUAUUGUAUUCAAGAAGAAUUAGAUCUUCAUUGGAUACCUGUUCAUCGUCAUUGGCGUCUUAAUGAACGUAUGUAUGGAGCUUUACAAGGAAAAAAUAAAUCUGAAACUGCAGCUAAAUAUGGUGAAGAUCAAGUUAAAAUUUGGCGACGUGCUUAUGAUAUUCCACCACCUGAACUUGAAACAUCAAGUGAAUUUAAUCCAAGAAAUGAUCCAAGAUAUAAAAAUUUAGAUCGACGUGUAUUACCAUUAACUGAAUGUUUAAAAGAUACAGUUGAACGUGCUUUACCAUAUUGGCAUGAUGCUAUUGUACCAGCUAUGCGUUCAGGACAAAAAGUACUUGUUGCUGCACAUGGAAAUUCACUUCGGGCAUUAAUUAAAUAUCUUGAUAAAGUAUCUGAUGAUGAAAUUGUUCAACUUAAUUUACCAACAGGUAUUCCUUUGGUUUAUGAACUUGAUGAAAAUUUAAAUCCACUUAAACAUUAUUAUGUUGCACCUGAUGAUGUUGUUCAAAAAGCUAUUGAAGAAGUUGCUAAUCAAGGCAAAGCAAAGAAAUAA
Messenger RNA from Rotaria sp. Silwood1, 756 nucleotides. The record is from the annotation of a GenBank genome assembly. NCBI's taxonomy places the organism in Eukaryota, Metazoa, Rotifera, Eurotatoria, Philodinida, Philodinidae.